AUGUGGGUUCUGGAUAAGAUCCGCGGCUCGGUGGAGACGGGCGUGCUGCGGCACGGGGAGAAUGCCGACAAGAAAGGUGCGGCGGCGCCAUACACUAACAUCCUAACACCCGACAAGAUCCCGGACUUCUUUAUCCCACCCAAGCUGGUCAGCUACCCCCCCGAACCUGAGAUGGCUCCAUCCGAGUCCCCGCAGCCCUCGUCGUCGGAGCAACCCGUCAGCGGCGGGAAGAAAACCGCCGCCCCUAAGAGCCCCCGUUUGAUGGCCAAGUUGGCGGGAGACACAAAGAACCUGCUGAAAGUAGCCAACCGCCAUAUCAUCCAGAUCGAAAGCGCCGACGACGUCGUUGGGGACACCAACGCUGACCCGCAGUCGCAGACCGCCAUGUCUCUCCCCUAUGUCCCCAAAACCCAAACGUCCUACGGCUUCACCACUUUGAAGGAGAGCCCUCACACUCGCCGCAAAGAGUCGCUCUUCCACACUGACAUUACCAGUCCGAUGACCUCCCCCAACAGCCAGAGGAAGACGCCAGGAAAGAGCGACCACCUGAACCCCGCCGACUUCAAUACCCCGCACAUGAACCCGUACCGCUACUUCAGCGGCGGCGAGAGCGACACCUGCUCCUCGGCCGAGUCGUCGCCCUUCAGCUCGCCGCUGCUGUCUCGCUCCGCCUCCCUGCUCAAGAUCUUCACCCACGAGACGCAGGCCAAGGUGGUGAAGGCUAAGCGUUCCUUCGCCCGCCACAGCUCUCUCUCCACCGACGAGUGCAGCUCGGCCGAGCCUAGCCCAGGCAUCCAGCGCCGUCUGCACAUCCCGUCCUUCCACUGCGGAGGCACGUCGGCUCCGGAGCACGGCACGCAGCGAGAACAUACCGUCAACCUGCACAAGGGCGGGAGCGUUCGCAUUAGCGCCCACUACGACGCCGGUACAUCCCGCCUGCGCGUCCGCGUCCUAGCGGCCGAGAGUCUUUACGACAAACACUUUGACAUCAAGAGCAUCAACUGCUGCGUGUCGGUCUACCUGAACCCGGGCAAGAUGCAGAAGCAACGCAGCAACAUUAUCAAGAACAGUCGCAACCCCGUCUUCAACGAGGACUUCUUCUUCGACGCCGUCGGCCCGCUCCAGGUCAAGAACCUGUCACUCAAGCUCAAGGUGGUCAAUAAAGGUACCAGCCUUAAAAGGAACACUCUGCUGGGCGAGCGGGAGGUCCUCCUGAGCAAGCUACUUUCAGGGGUUUGA
Molecule: messenger RNA, 1239 nt
Organism: Nerophis lumbriciformis (worm pipefish)
Lineage: Eukaryota; Metazoa; Chordata; Actinopteri; Syngnathiformes; Syngnathidae
Source: RefSeq, a predicted model, not a curated record